Molecule: messenger RNA, 2677 nt
Organism: Xenia sp. Carnegie-2017
Lineage: Eukaryota; Metazoa; Cnidaria; Anthozoa; Malacalcyonacea; Xeniidae
Product: glypican-6-like
Exons: 6
Coding region: 239-2110 (623 amino acids)
Biological process (GO): regulation of signal transduction; regulation of protein localization to membrane; cell migration
Cellular component (GO): extracellular region; synapse; plasma membrane
Source: RefSeq, a predicted model, not a curated record
CCGGUUGUACUCCAUCAUGGUAACACGAUAGCAGCGGGAUGUCGCGUCUCUCGUCAACAUUGUUUAUGAAUACAAUUAUUUAUAUUCAGUCACUCGUUUCUCUGUCGAAGAACUGUUCUCGAUCCGAUAAUCGUAGUCUCUUGCUUCUGUUUGUUGUCCAAUGAUAGUUUUUGCCUUAGUUCUUGCUGUGGCGUCUUUGUGUUGAAGCCUAAAGAAUAUUAUCGUUCAAAUUCUCAAGAUGAAGGACUUCGUCGUUCUAGUGUUUUUGUUGGUUUUACUUUUGUCAGCGAAUUGUAAAAUAACGAGUGAUGUGAAAAACUGCUCACUUCAAUCAAAUCUUUUUCAAAACGUAUCACAAGAUCUUUUGUUGAAGAAACCUACAAAAGGUCUUAAUUUGAGGAUAUGUCGGAGCAAUUUAACAUGUUGUUCGCAACAAAUGGAGUAUGAAUUGUACGCUACAAGCAGCAGGAUACUCGAAGUUGCCCUUCAACGCCAAACUAAUGCCACACUUCAGUUUCUUAAAACACGAGCUUCGCAAUUCGACGGUUUUAUGAUGAAUUUGCUUCGCACAUCGAGGAAAAAAUGGAGCGAAAUGCUUGCUCGCGUGUACAUGAAUAAUUUCUAUAAAAAUCGUGAAAUUUUUGAUGACUUGUUUAUUACCUUGGAAGACUUCUAUACUGGCAAUAGGAAGAUUGAUUUGAGACAAUCCUUUCGAGUUUUUUUACAACGAACCCAAUCUACAAUGUUUGGUUUGGGGAAAGAAGAAUUAUUGAAUGAUACGGAUUUCAUAAAUUGCUCCGCUAGACGAAUCGAUGAUAUACAACCUUUUGGUAUCUACCCACGGAAAAUCACGAUGAACAUGCUUACAACGCUUGUGUACGCCAAAGUGUUCUCGACGGGUCUUUGGAAAGGGUACAUUAUUGCCUCCUCUCUGAUUGGUAAUUUUUUACGCAAAAAAUGCAUAGAAGAGUUCACCAAAGCUCAGUUUUGUGAUGUUUGUAACGGAAUUCCUGAUGCCAGAAUGUGUAAUGGGACUUGUCAUAACGUUUUGGGUCGAUGUUUCCACUUUGAUGGCAAAUUAAAUGGCUACUGGCGUGAUUACAUGCGUGGCAUGUACGCAUUAGUUGGUAAACUUGAUGGCCAGUACGACAUCACUGCGAUAUUUGGAAUGUUCAGUUUCGAUAUUUCGAGUGCUAUCAUGGAAAUGAGCAAAAAUUUCGGCAAAGUGUUGGCAAAGGCUAAGUCCUUGUGUUCUUCGAAAAAUCGAAGAAAACGAGAAAUAGAUCGCAGUGGAAGUGAUCUCUACCUGGAGGGACAACGAAAAAGAAGAAGUUCACUAAUGAAAACCACGGAAAAUCCACUAUCCUUUGACACCUUUACCAAGGAGUUUCGUGAUGAAUUGAUUAAGUUCGGAGACGUGUGGACUAACCUACCAAAGACGGUUUGUGAUUUGAAUGUGUUUGCGGCUCGUGCACAAAAUGAAAGUUGUUGGAACGGCUUUACGAUACAGAGAAAUUCGGAAGACGUUCCAAGGUUAGGGUUAUCGUUAGUCAAUGCAGAUUUAGAUUAUCAAAGGAAAAUAUCAGAUCAACUUUCGAAAUUGAAAAUAAUGAUCACGAAUCCAGUAAAGGAUGAUGAUGCUAGUGGUGAUGGUUUACAUAGGUCUGAUGACGAAGAGUCAUCUAGCGCAUCUGGAUCUGGUAGCAACGAACCUCUUGGUGACAAUGAAUCUUCUGGUUCCGGUGAAACCAUUAGGGGAAAAAACGUUGUAAAAAGUACACCACCUGUCAUACCAGAUUAUGUCUCGAACGACGGCACAAGCAAAACUUCCACUCCCGAGAAAACAGACAAUUACGCACCUACAUCUAUACUCAUUACGGAUGACGAAGAUAUCCCCUUUUCCGGCUCUGGUGAUCGUAUAAACAAUAAUACUUUGAGCGACGAUGUUCCCACUCAUUAUACAAACGAUAAUGACAACGACUCUCCUACCACACGUGGUAGCGUGAAAAUCUUUGUGGACACCACGUGGCCCUCACGAGCAUGCCAUGGAAGUGUCAUCUCACACGUUGCUAUAUUUCUCGUAACAACGUCAGGGCUCAUGUUUGUCUGAUGUGGCAGUACGUUUGAGAAGCUGUAUUUUCUGAAGAACGGAUAGUUAUUUUACCCUUGCAUUUCAAAUUUCUAAUGUGUCAUUAAAAAGUUGCCAUCGACAGACCUUAUACAUUUAAUAAUUUAUGCAUAAGUUGCUUAACGUUUUUAUAACCCUUCGCUGUUCUCUCAUCUAUUGAAAGUUAACAAUUAUGUACGAUUCCUUUGUUAACUUGGCGGUUCUCAACUUAAUUUUUGCCAUAAAUAUUUUUUCGGCUUGUGUACUUAACGUCAUUCUCAUUUGCAACUGAUGGAUGUUGGAUAACACUUUUUUUAAAGGAGUCGCUAAUAUAGAUCAAUUAGAAUAUAGAAAAAUUUAAGUAGAGAUAUUUGAUCGUUUGAGCCAGUACAGCAAAUUACGUUGUGGACUGAAUAAAAGUUUGCUGUUGGUUCUGUUCGGUGUGUUUGUAAAAAGCUAAAAUAUCAAUUAUUUGCGGUAAUAAUGGUUAUAAUAGUUAUGUCAGUUGUCAUUAUAAAACGUCUUUAAUCGAUUUGUGUUGUUGAAUUAAAGAAUCGUUCUUGUUUUGUA